AAAAAAAAAGGCCAUUCCAGGCGCAAAAACACAUUAAAGUUCAAAACUUGAAUGACUCGCAUCAAACAUGUUCAUUCAUUUAUUUGAAAGAGAUGGUUCUCUUCAAAGACGAUAUCAAAAGAUAUGAGAGGUAGCUCCAUGUCCCUCUUUAUCAAAUGAGUUUCCGUCAAGAGAUAUGCCAAGCAGUCGUUCGAUUAGCUCAACAUAUUUAUUACGAUUCAGUAGGGACAGUGGAGUUUUUAGUCAUUCUUAAAUCAGACCAAUUUUAUUUUAUCGAGGUCAAUCCUCGUAUUCAAGUAGAAUAUACAGUUUCAGAAGUAGGAUAUCGUUCAGGUACAGAUUAGAAUUGCGUUAUUUGGUGAAAUUUUAAAUGAUUUGGGUCUCGUAAAUCAACAACAAGUAAUGGUAGUAGUAGUAGUAGUAGUGUUUUUUUCUUUUAAUUUUUUUCCUCGUCAUUUAUACACUUUAAUAGAAUAUGUAUAUAAAAAAAAGAUAUAAAAUAUAAACAAACCUGACAAAAAGGAAAGAAAAA
Messenger RNA from Cokeromyces recurvatus, 532 nucleotides. RefSeq lists its product as uncharacterized. Lineage: Eukaryota; Fungi; Mucoromycota; Mucoromycetes; Mucorales; Mucoraceae. The record is from RefSeq and is a predicted model, not a curated record. Gene Ontology annotation, molecular function: ATP binding. The coding region runs from base 156 to 344 and encodes 62 amino acids. The transcript has a single exon.